CAGGAGAGAAUCUCGACCUUCGCUUUUUAAUGUUGCGCAUGCGCACUGCGUCGCACUGAGUCAGGCUCGUCGACGGCUGGAGAGCGCAGAGUGAUGAGAGCAGAGAGAAGAUCUGCAGCCAGCGAUCACUCUCCCGUCUGCCUGGUAAUGACAGAUGUGAAGCAUGACUUCUUGCUCAGAAGUCUGUGGGUCGGAUUAUGCUGAGCAGGGCCACGGUGCCCUCAGCAGCGGUUACCAAGGUUACGGGGUGCGUUCCUACCUGCACCAGUUCUAUGAGGAGUGCACUGCCUCCAUCUGGGAGCGCGAUGAAGAUUUUCAGACACAGAGAUCGCCUAAUCGCUGGAGCUCUGUCCUCUGGAAGGUCUGUCUUGCGCUUGGAGCUCUCAUUCUGGUAGCCGGGUUGUCAGUGCUGCUGGUGGGCUAUGCCACUCCCCCUCGGCUGGAAGCUUUCGGUGAAGACGAGCUGCUCUUCGUGGACGGCCGUGCCGUGCGUUUCAACCGCGCGCUGGAUGCCUGUAAGCUGGCCGGAGCCGUUCUGUUCUGCGUCGGUGGCAGUGGUAUGGCGGUGGGAUUGCUGCUGGCUGCUUGCUCUCAGGGCACCUCCAAAGAAGAGCUCCGACUGCAACAGCGUUUCAAAGAUCGCCUAGCCGAGAUCCAGGCCUCCGUUCAACCGAUCUCCCGCGCCCCCACCCCAGGAGAGGGCAAGGUGCCUGUCACUCUCUCUAAGGUGCAGAGCGUCCAACCCGGGGCGGAGACCUGACCUCCGCCCCCAAACCUUUACAAACGAAACGACCCCGUUAAAGGUCAGCUAUAACCGGGUUUCGUGCAAAAGCAAACCAGGAACAGUAGAGAUAGAUAACAUUGCACUUUCUCUGAUGCGUAUCAUUCGUCUAUAUUGACCAAGAGUACCAAGAGUAUUUAUGGUGAUAAGGCAUUAAUGUAACUGUACCCUGUAGAUCAUUACGCCACUACACUGGUGCUCCUGAAUAAAGAUAUACAGCACAAACAUACUGUACAUGCUACGCUAACAGCCGAUAACAACCGCUAGGCAACUAAAAUGCUAUGAUCGGCAUUAGUCGGCUGUUCUUGAGAGCCACUUCUGAUAUAUUCUCGAGGCGUCAAGUCAUAUUUAGUCUGUGUAUACUAAAAUGUGCAUUAUCGAAUAAGCUAAAAUAAAAACUGAAGGAUCUCUUUCUGAUUUCACAAGCUUCCUCUGUAUUGGUAACCGUAAAUAGAUUCGCAAUCACAAUUUCCAACUUGAUAUAUGAGAGAGAGUCGUAUUACACAGUAAUUUGGUAAAACUCAUAAACAAGCAAAAUGAAAGUCUAUCAGGACCCUCUGUAUUACCGGAUAAUUCAUCAUUGCCGCCUUACAAACGCUGUCAACAGAAGCGAUAACAAUAUUUCGUCGCUUGUUCAAAAUCUUCACAUUGGCUCAUUACUGUCACCUUGGGCACACAUAUUUUAAUGCGUUACCGUCUAUUGCUCCAGUCAAUCAAUAGUUACCUGACAGAAGGCAAUGUGUUUCAGACAGGCAAAGCCAAAACUCGCUCUCGAUAACAAACAUCUCUCCUUUCUGCUCAAAUACAUCAUCGCUCGCAAUGUCAAGGGCGAAAAUAGAUUAACGUCAAGAGAUGCCUGUGGGAUUAUAUAAUAUCCUCUCAUUGUGUAGCACUUAAUUCUUGCUGCAGCCUCCAUUUUCUCAAGAGGACAUUAGGCCCAGUCACUGUCUGUUGGUAAUUACACUCAUUGGAGCGCAGCCUGUUAAGAGUUUCGUGUGCUUGGGCUAAUGUUUUGGGACCAUGCCACUUUCUUGCAGUUUGUGUUUCUACCACUCUAUAUAGUCGGUUUCAUUUUUUCUAUUUAGUUUUGUUUUUAGUAGGAAUUGAAAGCAUAAUACAUCAAUGAUUUCGUGUAUUUGCUGUCUUGAUAGUUUACUUUGCUUAGUGCUUUGAAAGUUUGACCAUAUUUUGCAUUUCAGAAAUUGUUGUAAACCACUUUCAAGAAAGUUUGGUGAACUGUAUCUGUUUGUUUUGAAUAUCCAUUCAAUGAAUUAAGAUGGGGGAUAUUGUGUAAAAAGCAGUGUGUUGAAAUUUUUUGAGGGUGUCAAAGCUUGUUAAAGGGAUAGUUCACUCAAAAAUUUAAAUUCUGUCAUUGUUUACUCAACCUCAAGUUGUUCCAAACUUGUAUACAUUUAUUUGUAUUAAGCAGAACAAAGGAAACCAAGCUGGGGCACCAUUGACUUCCAACGUAGGAACAAAUAAUACCAUUGCAAUGAAUGGUGCCCCAGAUCUGUAUGGUUAUUAACAUUUUUUCUAAAUAUUUGUGUUCAGCAGAACAAAUACAUUUAUACAGAUUUGGGACAACGUGAGUGCAAUUAAAUCAUUACAGCAAAUCUGGGGCACCAUUGACUUCCAUAGUAGGAAAAAAUAAUACUAUUGCAGUGAACGGUGCCCCAGAUUGGUUUGGUUAUUAACAUUUUAUAAAAUAUAUUAAUUUGUGUUCAACAGAACAAAUACAUUUAUAAAGAUUUGGGACAACGUGAGUGCAAGUAAAUGGUUACACCAGGCACCAUUGACUUCUAUAGUAUGAAAAAAUAAUACUAUUGCAGUGAACGGUGCCCCAGAUCGAUUUGGUUAUUAACAUUUUAUAAAAUAUAUUAACAUUUACGUGGGAGUGUGAACUUUUUUGGUGAACUAUCAAUUUAAUUUGAUAAACUUCUCACACAGAGCACAGUACAACUUAUUAAAUAAUAUAAUCACUGCAAAAGCCCUAUUAAAAUCUAAAUAUACAACAAUUAUCUGUUUUACAGUACAUGAGCCUGAAGUUUGGUGUUUUAAAAGACAUAUUGGACAUUGCGUUGAUUGUGACUUUACAGAGAUGUGUUGGUAAUUCUCACAAACUAUCAAAGGUUUUGGUUUGUGCCGUCUACUGUUGGAGAGGAGAGAUACUGUAUUAAAAAGGUUAUGGAACAGAUUACUUUACCAGAAUAAACUGUUUGUUACCGCAGA
Messenger RNA from Misgurnus anguillicaudatus (oriental weatherfish), 3010 nucleotides. The record is from RefSeq and is a predicted model, not a curated record. NCBI's taxonomy places the organism in Eukaryota, Metazoa, Chordata, Actinopteri, Cypriniformes, Cobitidae.